Paramormyrops kingsleyae is the source of this 2099-nucleotide messenger RNA. RefSeq names its product matrix metallopeptidase 13b (gene mmp13b). Gene Ontology annotation, molecular function: metalloendopeptidase activity; zinc ion binding. Gene Ontology annotation, biological process: extracellular matrix organization; proteolysis; collagen catabolic process. Lineage: Eukaryota; Metazoa; Chordata; Actinopteri; Osteoglossiformes; Mormyridae. Gene Ontology annotation, cellular component: extracellular matrix. The record is from RefSeq and is a predicted model, not a curated record.
CUCUCACCACAGGCACUUCCUUGUUUUGGGAACUUAAUAAGAAGUGGUCGGGUGUUUUUUGGUUACUCACCGGAUCACGGGAGGGAAAAGGCCACCGGAGGCACUAUAAAUAUCGGUCACGGCGUUCAAGGUUGACCCAGGCUCAUGAUAGCGGUCUUCACAGAUAACAUGGGAAUCACUGUGAUCAUCUUCCUUUUGAUUAUUGCGCAUUCUGGUGCAGCACCCUUUUCAAGAGAACAGUCCCAGAAAGAAAUCGACGAAUGGCUAUUAGCUGAGAAAUACUUGCGUAGGUUCUACAAUCUUCCAAAUGGGCUGCGAGGAGUUGAGAAGACUUCUGACGUGAUGCGGCAGAAGAUCCGUGAGAUGCAGGCUUUCUUCGGCCUGCAGGUGACGGGAAAUCUGGACACCAACACCCUGGGUGUAAUGCACACGCCGCGAUGUGGGGUCCCCGACGUGGGAGAAUACAAUCUCUUUCCGAGGAACCUCAAAUGGCCCACAACAAAUGUGACAUUCAGGAUUACAAAUUACACUCCAGAUAUGGAGAAGUCGGAUGUGGACAGAGCUAUCCACAAUGCCCUGAGUGUCUGGAGUGAUGUGACGCCAUUGAAGUUCAAGAAAGUGUAUGAUGGGAUUGCAGAUAUUAUGAUCAGCUUCGGAGCCAAAGAACAUGGUGACUUCAAUCCUUUUGAUGGGCCUAAUGGACUCCUGGCCCACGCCUACCCUCCUGGAGUAGGGAUGGGUGGUGACACUCACUUUGAUGAGGAUGAGACAUGGUCAAAUGACUCAGCUGGGUACAACCUGUUUCUGGUUGCUAGCCAUGAGUUUGGCCAUGCUCUUGGCUUGUCCCAUUCCUCUGACCCAGGCGCUCUGAUGUUUCCAGUCUAUUCCUACUCAAAUGGUUUCCCCUUGUCUGAGGAUGACAUAAGUGGUAUACAGGCACUUUACGGCAAAAACCCCAAUUCUCGUAAAAGGAAACCAAAACCAGAUGCCCCAAAUAAGUGUGACCCGGAGCUGACUUUCGACGCAGCAACUGAACUCAGAGGAGAAACGAUCUUCUUCAAAGACAGGUUCUAUUGGCGUCUACACCCCCAGCUUCCUGAGCCCGAUCAGACACUGAUCAAGUCUACCUGGCCGUCGAUUCCGAGCAGAGUCAAUGCAGCGUACGAAAACCCUGAAAAAGACCUGGUUUUCAUUUUCAGCGGUAUUAGGAUGUGGGCCUUAAAUGGAUAUACCCUGGUUGAAGGAUACCCAAAGUACAUCCACAAGUUAGGCCUCCCCAAAAGUAUCCGCAAAGUAGACGCAGCCGUUUACAUACGAGACACAGGCAAAACCCUCCUGUUCACUGACGAAGAUUACUGGAGCUACGAUGAAAGUCACAGUGUAAUGGACAAAGGAUAUCCGCGAUCUAUCGAGGACGACUUCCCGGGGAUUGGCGAAGAAGUGGAUGCUGUUACCUACCAUGAUGGAUACCUAUAUUUCUUCCAUGAAAAUGUGCAGUUUGAGUACAACUACAGAGCAAGGAAGGUCAUCCGGAUUUUAAGGCCAAACUCUAUGCUCAACUGCUGAGGCACACUAAGCUCUACAUGGGAAUAUUCCUUUCCAGUAAAAUCUGCUUUUUCAUUGCUGGUGGAUUUUGAAAAUGUGUGGACGGAAAUCCUUAAUUUAGCUUUAAUUUAUUUAUCACUUUAAUAAGGAAUGGUUGUAUGGAUUACUUUUUUACUUCAUUGAAAUGAAGGCCAUAUAUAAAAAUAUUAUUAAGUAUGGUAAACAGCUCAUGUUUGGUGGAUCUUUAUGCCUAAAUCCCUACGGGAACAACAUACAUCCUACAUGCUUGAAGAUGAGAUGUUAGGACUGUUAGAUUAAUUAAGUGAAUGUAGUUUGCAACAAUAUGUUUUUUGACUCUAAAGCGAAAUCCUGCACGCUGAUGCAGCAGUUCAAAAUGUAGCAUGCUGCUAUCACCCAUACAACAGUGAAAAUGAAAUAAAUGAUGAAAGAAAGCAUCAUACGGAAUUUAAUUUUAAAAAUCUUUCUCUGUUAAUAUUGUUAAUAGUAAAAGGCUUUGUACUAUAUUGUACAUUUAAUUUUAAAUUAAAACCAAU